Messenger RNA from Aspergillus eucalypticola CBS 122712, 504 nucleotides. Its product is annotated as cytochrome b-c1 complex subunit 6 family protein. Bases 1 to 504 code for a protein of 167 amino acids. NCBI's taxonomy places the organism in Eukaryota, Fungi, Ascomycota, Eurotiomycetes, Eurotiales, Aspergillaceae. Gene Ontology annotation, biological process: mitochondrial electron transport, ubiquinol to cytochrome c. The transcript is spliced from 3 exons. The record is from RefSeq and is a predicted model, not a curated record.
AUGGGUCUCUCCGACUUCUUCUCCGACGUUAUGUCCUCCUUCGGCUUCCCCGAGGCUCAGGCUGAGGCUCCCGCCGAGGAGACCACCACCACCACCACCCCCAGCCAGGAGACCGAGGCUGAGGAGAAGCCCGCCGUGAACAACGAGGAGGAGGCCGCCCCUGCCGCCGAGGAGAGCACCGAGGAGUCUGCUGAGGAGACCCCUGCUGAGGAGGAGUCCGCCGAGGAGGAGCCCGCUGAGGAGGAGGAAGAAGAGGAGGAAGAGGAAGAGGAGGAAGAGGAGGAGCCUGAGGACAUCAAGCCCCAGCUUGAGGAGGAGUGCGCCAACUCUUCCCAGUGCGCCCCCUACAAGCACCACUUCGAUGAGUGCGUCGAGCGCGUAACCCAGCAGCAGGAGGACCCCGACUACAAGGGCCCCAAGGAGGACUGCGUUGAGGAGUUCUUCCACCUCACGCACUGCGCUACCCAGUGCGCCGCCCCCAAGCUCUGGAAGGCCCUCAAAUAA